Messenger RNA from Epinephelus moara (kelp grouper), 952 nucleotides. It is a transcript of the gene urm1, whose product is annotated as ubiquitin related modifier 1. NCBI's taxonomy places the organism in Eukaryota, Metazoa, Chordata, Actinopteri, Perciformes, Serranidae. The coding region runs from base 22 to 327 and encodes 101 amino acids. The transcript has 5 exons. The record is from RefSeq and is a predicted model, not a curated record. Gene Ontology annotation, biological process: tRNA thio-modification; protein urmylation. Gene Ontology annotation, cellular component: nucleus; cytoplasm. Gene Ontology annotation, molecular function: protein tag activity.
CUUCCUGCAUGUGCCGACAAUAUGGCAGCGCCCAUAGCGAUUCAUCUGGAGUUUGGCGGUGGAGCAGAGCUGCUUUUCAACGGUGUGAAGGAGCAUCAUGUGACUCUUCCAAGCCAGUCCGAACCCUGGGACGUGAAGCAGCUGCUGGUCUGGAUCCAACGGAACCUGCUGAAGGAACGGCCCGAGCUCUUUGUCCAGGGCGACUCUGUGAGACCUGGGAUCCUGGUGCUUAUCAAUGAUGCAGACUGGGAGCUAAUGGGGGAGCUGGACUAUCAACUACAAGACCAAGACAACGUUGUGUUUAUUUCCACUCUUCAUGGAGGAUAGAAAACGAGUGAGGAAUACAACCCUAUCUUUGACUUCUCUGUGACAGCCUUUUUCUCCACAUCCUCUGCACUCUUCACUCCUUUCCUCCCUUCACAUCUCAACAACACACCACCCCAUUGGACACUGCGGAUGUGUCAGCCUGCACCGUGAGGUCUGACCAUGAUUGAUGUCGGUCCGCAGGAAUGAGUGGAAAUUCAGAGAUGGUUACCAAGAAAAAUGUGGAAACUGUGAGACGGGAAUUCUGUGGACGUUUGCGUAACAUUUUUUGAAAAUCAGACUGUACAGGUGUAAUGAUAUGAAGCUCAGGUUACACCGGCCAACUCACAGGUGCAAGUGUACAUCACAUCACAUGUGUAAACCUCCAUCUCCCUGCAUCUUCUCUUCCAGCAUAACCAUGAAAGACAAUAUGACCCAGUCUUAUAGGAACUUUAAUGACCUUCAGUCCACAGGAAGAUAAAAUACAAGGUAACGCUUCGCUUUAACCCUAUAACCCAAAUUAGCAUCUCUAAGCUGUAUGUAAACAUUUAAUAUAUUCAUAACACACUGUAAUAUAGUUUUAAGCAGAUAUAAGGACAUUUUAGGUGUUUUUAAUGUAUUUGUCAACAAUUAAAACUUCUCCAAUUAA